CGUGCCCUUGCUCCUCCCUCCCUCUCUCUCUCUCUCUCUCUCUCUCUCUCUCUCUCUAUCGCUUUGCCGCUGCUCUCAAUAAAUCUGCCCCGCAAGUCUCCUUCACACAAAAUCUCAUAGAAAAGCAUCUCCUCCUCCCCGCGUCUCGUCUAUCCGCCUCCUCGUUAUCUCCGAGAAGGAAACCUCCAGCCCACAAUCCCACAGGUGGACUGUGUACUAUGGUUCUGUUGCACAUCGAGUCCUCCGAUUGAUGGUUGCCCGCUUGAACUGAUUGGUUAAUUACGCUCUCUGGGAUAUAAUUUACUUAACGAGAAAAUGGACCGCAAGGAUACUUCGGGUUUUGUUAGCGGGGGAUGUGGGUGCUUCUCUGGUUUCUAACUUUUAGUUUUGAACUAACUUAGCUAACUCUACGUUAUCCCGGAAGUCAGACAGGCUGUUAAUCUCUGCACUUGAGUAAGGUUUGAGCUAUUUUCCAUUUAUUUGGUCUUCUGCGCAAUGGAUCCGCAUUACCAGAAUUUGGCCAAUUUCCGAUCCCAUCCAUUCAAGAUGACGAGCAAUCUGAUGCAUAAUGGAGCUGCGGAGUCCAUGAUACAAAUCGAACCCCUCGGCCUUCCUUUUCCUCGAUUACAGAUGUCAAGUGGUGUGAAGCGGAAGUUUGGGUUGAUCUAUGGGGCUGAAGGUCAGCAUAUUGGAUCUUCACUGUCUCUCGGGCUGGGUCAUUCAUUGAGCUCUUCAGACAGCAAGGGGAGCUCCGCAACUGUUUGCACUGUGGCUUCUUCCUCUAAGGAAACCGAUGCGGAGUCCUCAAGGGAUUUCGGGUUUGAAUUUGACCUCAAUCUUGGUUAUGAGAAGAUACCAGCUCUGGAGAAGGAGAAACCCGCUUCCCUCCCUGAGAUUGACCUGGAGCUGAGCCUCUAUACUGGGUCACCUGAAUCAGAGAUCACUGAGAUUAGCUCCGGCCCACCAACAGUUCAAGUCAGGAAGGAAUUGAUGCCUCCACUGCCUACAGCGCAUAUGUUUCAGAACCUGUCUUCUUCUAGUGCUGGGACGACAACAAGUAGUACAGUCUCCUGCACUUCCGGGAUAACAAAAAAGCUCCGAAGUAGUAAUACUAAAACAUGUCAGGUUGAGGGAUGCAAGAAAGGAGCAAGAGGGGCAUCAGGUAGGUGCAUUUCUCAUGGUGGUGGCCGCCGUUGCCAGAGGACUGGCUGCCCUAAAGGGGCAGAGGGACGUACCCCCUACUGCAAAGCCCAUGGAGGUGGCCGCCGCUGCGAGUACCUUGGCUGCACCAAGAGUGCAGAGGGCCGUACUGACUUUUGUAUCGGCCAUGGGGGCGGGCGGCGAUGCGGCCACGAUGGCUGCACGAAGGCCGCGAGAGGCAAAUCGGGGCUUUGCAUCCGCCAUGGUGGCGGCAAGAGGUGCCGCAAGGAUGGCUGCAGUAGGAGUGCAGAAGGCCUCUCCGGUCUAUGCAUCUCCCAUGGGGGAGGGCGGCGUUGCCAAUUCCCAGGGGGUUGCUCGAAGGGAGCCCAGGGGAGCACAGCCUUCUGCAAGGCGCAUGGGGGCGGAAAACGAUGCACGUACCCAGGUUGCGGGAAGGGGGCUGAGGGGAGCACCCCAUUCUGUAAGGGGCACGGAGGAGGAAAGAGGUGUUUGUUUGAGGGAGGAGGGGUCUGCACCAAGAGCGUGCAUGGGGGAACGAACUUCUGUGUUGCCCAUGGGGGAGGCAAGAGGUGCGCCGUGCCCGAGUGCACCAGGAGUGCAAGGGGAAAGACUGCAUUUUGCGUCAGGCACGGAGGAGGCAAGAGGUGCACUGCUUCUGGGUGCGAGAAGAGUGCUCAGGGGAGCACCGACUUCUGCAAGGCACACGGUAGCGGAAAGGGGUGCUCAUGGGGCCACUCUAGGAACAUAGGGGACGUGCCUUGCACUGCAUUUGCUCGGGGAAGGACUGGCCUCUGUGCACUCCAUAACAGCGUGGUGCAGGAUAAGCGUGUCCAUGGCGGUGCUGUCGUGGCUCCCAUCGUGGGGGAGCUGGUGGUCAAGCGGCCCCGGAAGACUAAUGAGUCCGCUUUGACUGCUGAUGAUGCGAGCAUGGACCUGACAAGCAAUGCCUCUGAUGCCAUGACUGGCUUCGAAUUCCAGAGCUCCUCUCAGUAUAAUGCUAGGGAAAGUGGUUUCUUCCCUGCCGUGUCGCAAGUUACAGUCCCUGAGGGAAGGGUGCAUGGCGGGAGCUUGAUGGCUAUACUAAAUGGUGGCUCUAGUCUCGGUCAUCCUGACAGCAAGGAAUCGCCCAUGACGCCUCAGGCCUGGAUAUGAAGCGCGUCUCACCCUCUCCCUCUCUUCAGAUCAGCGUGGUGGUCGGAGCCUGCAUCUAUUGCAUUUGUUUGCGUCAGGUCUUGUUUGCAGUUGCUUGAUGGGUUCGUGUUAAGUCAUUCAUUCAAAGACAAAUUUGUCUGGGGUUUAGUAUUUGUGGGCUCAGUUAUCAUGUCGUCUGUCCUCUCUGUGUCUCUGUUUGUAAAUAUUUUCGGGUCCCUAUUAUGUUUUUACAUAUUCAAGUGUGCUUGCAUUAAAACAGGUCGGUAUUUGAAAUAUGUGAGGUCGGUCGAUUGUCUGUCUGGCAUUCUGGUGAAUAAUAAUUAUUAAUAAAAAUCUCUCUCUUUAUGUGUUAUUA
Punica granatum (pomegranate) is the source of this 2668-nucleotide messenger RNA. The record is from RefSeq and is a predicted model, not a curated record. Lineage: Eukaryota; Viridiplantae; Streptophyta; Magnoliopsida; Myrtales; Lythraceae.